Molecule: messenger RNA, 2202 nt
Organism: Stomoxys calcitrans (stable fly)
Lineage: Eukaryota; Metazoa; Arthropoda; Insecta; Diptera; Muscidae
Product: DNA fragmentation factor subunit alpha
Exons: 4
Coding region: 330-1205 (291 amino acids)
Biological process (GO): apoptotic process; regulation of apoptotic process
Source: RefSeq, a predicted model, not a curated record
GCUUCUGUCUCGUUCUAUCCGCAAUUCAAUUAAAUAAAAAAAAUAUUAUUAGUGUAAACAAAAAAAAACAACAAAGAAACAACCCAGUUUACUCAAAACAAAACUUCCAAGUGCAUUGAAGUAAAAAAAGAAAACAACAAAAAAUAAUCAAAAUACAACAAAACGAAAUUGAAAAAAAGUAAAUUUAGAAAUACAAAACAAGUGUUUGAUACUAAGCUAUAUGUGUUGAAGUAGUGCGUGCCAAGAAACGGGCGUUUACAUUUGGGGAAGCUGAAUUAAAACAGACAGACGACUAGACAGACAUCCCAGCAACAACAAGAGCAACAAAAAUGGAAGCUGACAACAAAAAGCCUUUUAAAGUCAAGGAUAUAACGCGCAACAUAAAGAAGGCCGUUGUCGCCGCUUCCCUGGAGGAGAUUCGUGCCAAAGUGGCUGAAAAAUUUGAAAAGACCGAUCAAUUGGCCACCAUACAUUUGGACUCGGAUGGCACAGAAAUCGAUGAUGAGGAAUAUUUUCGCACUCUGGAGGCCAACACUGAAUUAAUAGCCGUAUUUCCAGGAGAACAUUGGAUUGAUCCUUCACACUAUGUCACCAUUACCACACCGCACGAUCAAACCGAUGCCGCGGAUAAGGCUGAAAAGACGGCUCGCAUAAAACAAUUGGUGGGCCAGCUGCAGAAUAAUCUAUGCAAUGUCUCGGUAAUGAGUGAUCCCGAUUUGGAUUCCUUAUCGAAUAUGGAUCCCAAUUCACUGGUGGAUAUAACGGGCAAGGAUUUUAUGGAGCAGCUAAAGGAUUCAGGCAGACCAUUGUGUGCAAAGCGAAACGCUGAGGACAGAAUUAACCUGUUAAAACUCUUAAAGGAGGGUGCCAUAUUUUGUUCCGAACGUUAUCCGGAGGAUGCAGAGGCCAUUGAUGCGGAAAUCCGUAGGCAAUUGAACGAUGAAUUACACAACAACCAUAAUACCAUGACAAUCGAACAGGUACAAGCAACAAAUGACACUAACACAACAACAGCAGCAAUAAUUAGGAAAACUAAUACUCAUACAACAACAACAACAAACCAACAACAUCAACACCAAGAACAACAGAAACAACAUCAGGAACAAACAAUAACCAUUGUGGUCACCGAUACGAAUCUAAAGAAUGACAACAGUAAGACCACAAGCACAACUACUACAGGAAAUAACAAAUCUCACGACAUAUGACUACCGAUUUUUGCAAGUAUCACUUGAAAUCUAGACAACAAUAGCUGUAAGGAUAAGGGUUAAGAGGAUAAGGAACAACAAGGUGAAUGCUUGUCAAUGCUGCUACCCCCUAAAAACGACAACGCAACCUAAAGGAGAGAGAGAGAGAAAGUUUGAAAAGUUUGAUGGUUAAGCAAAGGCGUAAGGAUCAGCAAUGACAGAAUCAAAGGUAAAAUUGGAGGCAGCAGCAGUGGCAGCGCAUUGGCAACCAAUCACCAUGUUAAGUAGAAUACAAUACGAAAAUUGAAAACGAUUUGGUUGCUUUUAUCAUUCAUUUGCUUUGGAACUGUGACAAUGGCCAUUAGGCGUUUUAAGUAAUCGUAGCUUCUCGAUACCUUGAUUUAAAAAAAGGCUAACUCGAAAAUUGUUAAAAACAAGGGUAAAUGUAUUUUUUUUGAAUUAUAAAAACUAAAAACUUAUGAAAAAAUGAUUUUUUGACAAACAUUAAUUUUCUUUUAAAAUUGGUUAAAACAAAAAAAAAAAAAAAAAAUAUGGGAUGCUUAGUCGAUUUAGCCUAUUAUGAAAUUAAGGUAUGGUUUUGCUAACCAUUUUUAUCUCAGAAAAUUGAUUUUUAUCGAAAUCUUAAGUAAGAAGUUAGCACUUAACACAAUUUUUUAUAAAAAAGCUCAAGUUUUUUGUCACAAUACUUUUUUUUAAACAGCAUUCUUGUCUUUAAGUCACCAUAAAGUUUUUUUUAUAAAUAUAUUAAGCACUUGGAAAAUAAAUCAUAAUAAAAAUCACUGAGAAAAAACAAACAAAAUGAAUGUUUUACCAUUGAAAAGUUUAGCAUUAGAUACCACAAAAUCAAUAUAGGCAGCAGCUCAACAUUCAAGCCACAGCUUGUUAGAAAAAAAAUUGGACAUUAUGCCAAAAACAAAUGCCAAUUCGGACAACAUGAAACGCAAUCAAAUUUGAAAUAACAACUAAUUAAACAUUUUGCGGUUAAGUAUUCACCCAA